Lachnellula hyalina is the source of this 1128-nucleotide messenger RNA. It is a transcript of the gene preg, whose product is annotated as Nuc-1 negative regulatory protein preg. Gene Ontology annotation, cellular component: cyclin-dependent protein kinase holoenzyme complex; nucleus. The coding region runs from base 1 to 1128 and encodes 375 amino acids. Lineage: Eukaryota; Fungi; Ascomycota; Leotiomycetes; Helotiales; Lachnaceae. Gene Ontology annotation, molecular function: cyclin-dependent protein serine/threonine kinase regulator activity; protein kinase binding. Gene Ontology annotation, biological process: regulation of cyclin-dependent protein serine/threonine kinase activity. The record is from RefSeq and is a predicted model, not a curated record. The transcript is spliced from 2 exons.
AUGCUGAAAUCUUUAUCGCAUCCUCAAUCACCUGCGUCUUCACCCAGAUUUCACUAUGCGCCUGCCGCGCAGUCAUUGCCACCACCUCCAUUGUCACGAAGAGACCCCGCCACGUCCAAACCACAAUCUACGGCCCCGAGAACAAUUACUCCCCGCCGAGUGCAAUAUGUCGACGCUAGCACACAGUGGCAAAGCCCCGUCAUGAAUUUGAAGCUGGAAGGCGUGCCUUCGGAGGAUGUCGCUGAGCGAGAACAGACACAACAGAUGGCCGCUUCGUCGUCUGUCGCCAGCGUACCACCCCAUUCUCCGUCCAGACCAAGAUUACAGGCCCAGUCUCCUGGCAUGAAAAGACGGCAAUCUCGAGAUGGGCAUGCUUCAUCGCACAACCACAGUCAGAUUUCAGCGCCAAAACGUGCCAAGUCGGCCCAGGCUCAAGUCAAGGUUUUACCACCUAAAUAUGAAUUCUGCGAAGUUGAAGAUAUGGUUAUACUUAUAGCCAACAUGAUAUCGGAGCUUAUUCAAACAAAUGAUGGUCUUCCUCUCCGAAGUGGAGUGCUCACUCGAUUUCAUUCAAGGACUCCUCCUGGCAUUUCCGUGCUUGAUUAUCUCCAAAGGCUUGCCAAACAUGCAACCCUUACUCCGCCCUUACUUCUUUCCAUGGUUUACUACAUAGAUAGACUCUGCUCACUUUAUCCCGCUUUCACGAUCACUACUCUCACAGUCCAUCGAUUCUUGAUUACAGCUGCAACAGUAGCUGCAAAAGGCCUUUCCGAUUCUUUCUGGAACAACGCCACGUAUGCUCGAGUUGGUGGAAUCAAAUUAGCGGAGCUAGGUCUGCUUGAACUCGACUUCCUUUAUCGAGUUGAUUGGAAGAUAGUUCCCAACCCGGAGGUGCUAGUCGACUACUAUAGAGGGCUAGUCGAGCGUUCUGACGGCUACGAGCUGGAGAAUGACUCAAGCUCAACAGAGGAUGAAGAAGAUGGUGAUGCAGAAAGCGUUCAGAGCAAGGGGAGCCCAGAGGUAAAGUCAGAAGAAGAUAAUGAUGUAAAGUGGAAAGCCUGGAUGGAGGACGUUUCUACGCGCAAAGCAGGUGCUGCAGAUGCUGGUAGCAGUAAGGGAAUAUCAUGA